Molecule: messenger RNA, 1240 nt
Organism: Musa acuminata subsp. malaccensis (wild Malaysian banana)
Lineage: Eukaryota; Viridiplantae; Streptophyta; Magnoliopsida; Zingiberales; Musaceae
Product: serine/threonine-protein phosphatase PP1 isozyme 2
Cellular component (GO): nucleus; cytoplasm
Molecular function (GO): protein serine/threonine phosphatase activity
Source: RefSeq, a predicted model, not a curated record
UUCUCUCUCCUCAACCUCCUCCUCCUCCUCUCUCUCUCUCUCUCCCCCCUCAACCUCCCCCUGUUGACUUCCAACAAAUCGAAAAACAGUCGUCCGUCUCGAUCCUUCUCCAUAUCGUUUGGCAUUGUGGAGAAUCCAACGAGUACGAUCAUGGAAGGCAGCGCCCUGGAUGAUCUGAUCGAGAGGCUGCUGGAAGGCAAGAAGCACAAGGCCGGCGGCAAGAAGAUUCAGCUCAGUGAGCUGGAGAUCCGCAACCUCUGCGUCGCCGCGAAGGAGAUCUUCCUCCGCCAGCCCGUCCUUCUCGAACUGGAGGCGCCGAUCAACAUCUGCGGUGACGUGCAUGGCCAGUUCUCUGACCUCCUCCGGUUAUUCGAGUAUGGCGGCUUCCCGCCGAGCUCCAACUACCUCUUCCUCGGCGACUACGUCGACCGAGGGAAGCAGAGCAUCGAGACCAUCUGCCUCUUGCUGGCAUACAAGAUCAAGUACGCCGACAACUUCUUCCUCCUCCGAGGCAAUCACGAAUGUGCCUCCAUCAACCGCAUCUACGGCUUCUACGACGAGUGCAAGCGCCGGUUCAGCGUCCGGCUGUGGAAGCUCUUCACCGACUGCUUCAACUGCCUGCCGGUGGCCGCCAUCAUCGACGACAAGAUCUUCUGCAUGCACGGCGGCCUCUCGCCCGAGCUGCAGAGCAUGGAUCAGAUAAGGGAGAUCGAGCGGCCGGUCGACGUGCCGGAUCAGGGACUGUUGUGCGACCUCCUGUGGUCUGAUCCCGACCGGGAGAUCAGGGGAUGGGGGGAGAACGACCGAGGCGUUUCCUAUACUUUCGGUGCGGAUAGGGUGGCAGAGUUCUUGAGGAAGCAUGACCUCGAUCUCAUCUGCCGAGCUCAUCAAGUUGUGGAGGAUGGCUAUGAAUUCUUUGCAGACAGGCAGCUGGUGACCAUCUUCUCAGCUCCAAACUACUGUGGGGAGUUCAACAACGCUGGUGCACUGAUGAAUGUGGAUGCAAGCUUGCUCUGCUCAUUCCAAAUCCUCAAGCCUUACAGAGGAAAGGUAGGGGGAGAGUGAAGGGCUGCCCAACAAAGAGCUUGAGUUUUGUGCAAGAGAAACAACAAUGCGUUUCCUUACAGUUUGUAUCUGAAAAGAUUAUUUUGCCUUCCCUUGUAGCAAAUUAUUGAUGAGUUCAAAUAUAUACUCAGUCUGUGUACAUAAAAAUGCCAAAGUAGAUUCAAUUUUUCUGUCA